Messenger RNA from Alosa alosa (allis shad), 1771 nucleotides. RefSeq names its product synaptophysin-like 1 (gene sypl1). Gene Ontology annotation, cellular component: synaptic vesicle membrane; synaptic vesicle. Bases 128 to 853 code for a protein of 241 amino acids. The transcript is spliced from 5 exons. The record is from RefSeq and is a predicted model, not a curated record. Lineage: Eukaryota; Metazoa; Chordata; Actinopteri; Clupeiformes; Clupeidae.
UCACCAAGGGAGAGGGCGAAAGAACCACGUCACUCUUUUAAACUUGAAAAUUGCUCCUAUAACUUCUUAUAACAUCCUUUCUACAAAUUAGUUUUGAUUUUCGAACAUUUCUGUGGCGCCUUUGCAAAUGAUGCCAGGAUUUAGACUUAACUUCGCUCCACUAAAGGAACCGCUGGGUUUCAUACGGGUGCUGGAAUGGUUCACAGCUGUUUUUGCCUUUGGAAGUUGUGGUGGCUAUUCUGGCAGAAAAGUCAUCUCCCUGAACUGCACUGAAGGAGCAAACCAGACAUUAACAGCGGCUUUCUCUUAUCCUUUCAGGUUAAACCAGGAGGUUCUUGUGGAGGGCAACACCACACUAUGCAACCGCACAGUGGGAGAGACCCACUUGAUGGGGGACUCUGCAUCCUCCGUGGAGUUCUUUGUGGGAGUCGCUGUGAUGGCCUUCCUUUACUGCAUGUUGGCUCUUCUAGUCUAUCUGGGCUACAUGCACGUCUACAAGGACUCCAACUUUGGGCCCAUGCUGGACUUUGUGGUGACCGCCGCCUUCGCCUUCCUGUGGCUGGUGUGCUCCUCAGCCUGGGCCAGGGGCCUGCAGGUGGUCAAAGACGCCACAGGCCCUGCAGGCAUCAAGUCCACCCUGAGUCUGUGUACCAUGCCAGACGUGCACUGUGAGGUCAGCAAGAUGGCCAACAUGCGCAGCCUGGACAUUUCCGUGGUUUUUGGCUUCCUGAACGUGAUUGUGUGGCUUGGCAAUGCUUGGUUUGUGUACAAGGAGACACAGUGGCACUCCCAAAAGGCUGCUGCACAGCAAGCUUCAGGCCGCAGGUCGGCCCCAGCCCCUGCCCCAAUUUAAACUGCGGACCCACCCCUAAACAGGGCCCUCUCUCAGGCCAGCAGCCAUGGCCUCUCCUGCUGUUGCCAGAGAAGCGAAACCUCUCGUUUUUCUCUUGUCCUUUUCUUUCUUCCUUUUCAGCUCACCCCUACUUUAGCUGUCUGCCUGAUGCCACCCUGAAGUAGUCUAUAUACCGGGACGUAUUACCUGCUUUUGCUCUUUAAUCACUAAAAGUGUUCUUUUUUUGAGAAUGUGUUUGUGUAUUUACCUAAGCAAAGCACUUAUCGGUGCAAACAGAGCCAGAACAGCUUUGCUUUAAAUUUGAUUUCUUGUACACUUGCUUAUUCCAUGAUAUGUCCCUGAAGCUUUAUAUACAGAUGUGCCUGAUCCAAAGCUUUCCUCUUGUUUGUGACCCUCUCUGAGGCUCCUUAAGCCUGGUACUGUUUUAUAAUUAUUAUUUUUCAAAUGAAUGAGAAACGUCCUUGAUUUUGUAUGCAUUAGCUCUUAUGACGGUUGAUUUUUUUUUUUUUUUGUAUUGUGUGUUGUGCACUAAUUUUACCAUAUGUUUGAAUAUGCUGAAUGUUAAUGCCUGAAGGAAGAAUUUACACCUCAAAAUGUGCAUGUUACAAGCUUUAUCAUGAGGUUUUUUGUUCAUUUUUUUACUUUGUUUGGUAUUGAUUGGUUUUGUUGUGUGAAAGGAGUAAUUUUUGACAAUGCAAAGAUGUUUCAUUCCAAGUCCAAAGCUGAAUAUUGAACAUAAUAUGCUGUUAGAGACACAGUUCAGGGUGUCUAUGGAUCCUAGCAUAGGGCUAUUUUAUUUUGUCUUGACAGAAAUCCUUUCAAGAGUUAUUAUAUUUUAUGCAGUUAUUUUUAAAUAAAGACCGUCCCCAAGGAAAACAAUAAAGAUCUUCCUCCUUUCCCUGAAACAGUGUCUGUCAU